Messenger RNA from Danio rerio (zebrafish), 880 nucleotides. NCBI's taxonomy places the organism in Eukaryota, Metazoa, Chordata, Actinopteri, Cypriniformes, Danionidae. The record is from RefSeq and is a predicted model, not a curated record.
AUGGCUUUAGCUGAGAAAAUCUGCAUUUUUGCCAUUCUUCUACAAGGUGUUUGCUGUAAAGAUUUCAACAUCAGUUUGCCAGAGAAGAUUCAAGCUCUCAGUGGAUCCUGUGUGAUUAUAAAGUGCAGAUUUGAGAUUAAUGAAACAUAUGAUAAAGACCUCACUGAGAAGACUCCAGUGAAUCCUCAAGUUGUGCUGUAUAAGGAUAAACAGGAGCUGCAGGAUCAGCAGGAGGUGUUGGAGGGCAGAUCUGUGAGUCUGCGCUGCUCUGCUAAAACUCUCUGCUCUUCUCCUCCAGCAACUCUCACAUGGAGCUCCACUGCCAGAAUCCCUCACAGUGAGAGCAGCAAACAACAGGAUCUCAUCGUCUCUGAUCUGAUUUUCACUGCUGCUCCGCGGCACAACAGAGUCACUUUCACCUGCUCUAUAAGCUACCAGCUGCAGGACAACAACAGAACAGCUCACAGCAGUAUCACAUUACAUGUGCAGUAUGCUCCACAAAUAUUCAGCUACUCCAGCUGUACCAGUACUAAUGUUACUGUGUGUUUCUGUGAGGUUGAUGGGAAUCCCCUUCCUGAAGUGGAGUGGCAUCUGUCUGGACAUCUCGUCUUAAACUCUUCAAACACGUUCAUCAGUGAAGAGCGAUUAAGCAACACAAGCUUGAGGAGCUUCAUUUCUCUACAGCAGUUUCUCUCACACACAAACACUCUGCUGUGUCUCAGUAAAAACUCACAUGGUUCUGCAAGUCAGCAGCUUCACAUGAAUUUUGUUUCCACAGAGGCUUCAUGUAAAUUUCUUUCAGUUAUUUAUAUAGUAUAGAGUCAAUCUAGGGCCAUAUAUAAUUGCAAAAUAAAAGAAAAUAUUGCAAACAAAAAGUAGU